CAUGUUUUCUUAACCUAACAUACUCUAUCUCAAAAUCGAGUAUCGAUAAGGAAGUUUUUCCAUUUUAUUUUCCUUAUUUUAUUUAUAAUGGUCCGAAGAUGACAAAUGUAGCACCAGGUGUUUGUGCUAUUAAGGCAGAAUAUAUCAUUCAAAGGUCAGAUAAAUGUAACACCGUUCAAGAAUCUGAAACAUCUUUAAAAAGAAAGCUAGAUGGAGAGAACGAAUAUGAAGAGAAGAAAAUUAAACAUGAAGAGCCGUCCCACAAAAACAAAAAGAGAGGUCAAAAUAAAGCAAGACCUAAAACAUUCAAAGAUGAAAUACAGAAUAAACCUUGCCCUAGUAUAUUAGACGUAAGUAAGAGCGACGAAAAAAAAUGUCAAUUUACUAACUGCAAAUAUAUACACAACCCUUUAGAUUAUUUAAAAACGAAACCUCAAGAUAUAGGUGAAAAGUGUCGAUUGUUUGAUAUCCGAGGCAGGUGUCCAAGAGGUAUAGGAUGCCGCUUUGGCUCAUGUCAUAUCACGCCUGAGGGCUAUAAUAUUACUGACGACAAUAAAAUCAAACAGUGGAAAGACGAUACCAAAAAUACACUGCAAAGUUCACUUCAGAUACAAUUGCAAAAGAAAAAAUAUGAUUUUAGUUUAGCUGAAAAUAUUGUGAAGAGUUUUAUAAAGAAUACACAAAAAAAUGACUCUACAGAUAACAACAAAAAUGUUAACAGUGGGACAGUAACUGAUGAAGAUUUAAUAAAACUGAACUCCCGUGAAAAAAAGAAAAUAGAUUGGAGUGAUAAGUUGUAUCUAAGCCCUCUCACAACAGUGGGAAAUCUACCUUUUAGAAGAGUAUGUAAAGAUUUUGGUGUUGAUAUUACAUGUGGGGAAAUGGCUCUCUGUGAACCAUUGAUUAAAGGUUUAAAACAGGAAUGGGCAUUAGUAAAAAGACAUGAAUGUGAGGACAUAUUUGGUGCUCAAAUAUGUGGAAGUAAUGCAUUCAUUAUCACCAAAGUAGCACAAUUAUUACAAGAAAAUACAGAACUUGAUUUUCUUGAUCUAAAUUUAGGAUGUCCUAUAGAUUUAAUCUAUAAAAAAGGUGGAGGUUGCGGGAUGAUGCAUAGAUUACCUGGAUUAGAGACAUCUAUCAAAUCUGCUUCAAAAUUGUUAGAUAUACCAUUCACUGCAAAAAUAAGAACUGGGGUGUACCAAGAUAAAAAAAUUGCUCAUACAAUUAUACCCAGAAUGUUUGAAUGGGGAAUAUCACUUGUAACAUUGCAUGGUAGGUCACGAGAGGCUAGAUAUACUAGAUCAGCAGACUGGGAGUAUAUAGAAAUGUGUGCAAAAGCUGUUGCACCACACCCCAUGUAUGGUAAUGGUGAUAUAUUAAGCUAUGAUGAUUAUGUUAAAACAAAAGAAGUAGCACCUUCAAUACAAGGCGUCAUGAUUGGUCGUGGUGCACUUAUUAAACCUUGGAUAUUCACAGAAAUUAAGGAACAAAGAAUGUGGGAUAUAAGCAGUAAAGAAAGAUUUGAAAUUAUUAAGAAAUUUACUAAUUAUGGUCUUGAACAUUGGGGCUCAGACACUCAAGGAGUUGAAAAUACGCGCAGAUUUUUAUUAGAAUGGUUAUCAUUCCUGUACAGAUAUGUACCAGUAGGUUUAUUAGAAAGACCACCACAAAAAAUAAAUGAAAGGCCACCUACUUAUAUAGGCAGAGAUGAUUUAGAGACUCUUAUGGCUUCAAGCAAUUGUAGUGAUUGGAUAAAAAUUAGUGAAAUGUUACUAGGUCCAGUACCUGAUGGUUUUGUGUUUUUACCUAAACAUAAAGCCAACUCAUAUUGAUAAUAUAUAUACUAUAUAUAUAUACUAACCAAGGACUCUUGUAACACCCAGCGUGAUAUUUUCAUAAAAAGAAUCUUCUGAUACUAAAUCUACAGAAAAACUCAUGAUAGUCAACAAAUUGAAUAUUGUCUAAAAUAAGCAACAUAAAAUGCCAUAGCAACCCAGUUGGAAAUGUCAAAUAAAGACUUUGUUUUACUGUU
Molecule: messenger RNA, 2032 nt
Organism: Papilio polytes (common Mormon)
Lineage: Eukaryota; Metazoa; Arthropoda; Insecta; Lepidoptera; Papilionidae
Gene: Dus3
Product: tRNA-dihydrouridine(47) synthase [NAD(P)(+)]-like
Exons: 1
Coding region: 99-1832 (577 amino acids)
Biological process (GO): tRNA processing
Molecular function (GO): RNA binding; tRNA dihydrouridine synthase activity; metal ion binding
Source: RefSeq, a predicted model, not a curated record